This is a messenger RNA of Acanthosepion pharaonis, 681 nucleotides long. The record is from the annotation of a GenBank genome assembly. Lineage: Eukaryota; Metazoa; Mollusca; Cephalopoda; Sepiida; Sepiidae.
AUGCUUUAUCUCUUUCUCUCUCCCAUUCUUCCUUUCUAUCUCCUAUUCCUUUUCCCUCCUUUCUAUCUCCUAUUCCUUUUCCCUCCUUUCAUCUUCAGUCUCAUUUUCUUUCAACUGUUUAGCAAUGUUCCUUUCUCUUUCAUCUUUUUCCUACUCUCCUCAAUACCCCAUAUUCUCCCCCUCUCUGUAUCCUUCAUCUUCUUCCUCUCCCCACAUUCCUCCUCCACCUCUGUUUCUUUCUUCUUGAAUUGCCCCAUUCUUCUUCCUCUUUUAUCUUUCAUCCACUUCCUUCUCUUCCUCUCCUCAUCCUUAUCUCCUACUCUGUCAUGUUUAUAUUCUUUUUGUCUCCCCAUUUCUUUCUCUCUCAUUUUCGUCCUCUAUAUCCUCUUCUCUUUCAUCUUCUUCCUCUCUCCCUACUGCUCUUUCUCCUGUCCCUUUCUUGUUCCUCUUUUCAUCCUUCUCUCCUCCUCUAUGUCAUUUUUAUAUUCUUCUUUUCUCCCCAUUCCUCUCUUUUGCAUUUUCUUUCUCUAUGUCCUCCUCUCUCUCAUCUUCUUCCUCUCUCCACCACUGCUCCUCCUCCUGUCUCUUUCAUCUUCUUCCUCUCUCUCAUCUUUUUCCUCUUUUCCCAUUUCCCCUCCUCCUUUUCAUCUAAAUCACAAUUUGUCUUUCAAAAAAAAAUAA